Molecule: messenger RNA, 1390 nt
Organism: Aspergillus japonicus CBS 114.51
Lineage: Eukaryota; Fungi; Ascomycota; Eurotiomycetes; Eurotiales; Aspergillaceae
Exons: 2
Source: RefSeq, a predicted model, not a curated record
AAUGGUACCGGGCCUAACAAACGGAAAGGAACAAUGGAUUGUGCUGAGGGAGGGGAAAGAUUUGCUUCGGCUUCAUACAAUGGCGUCAUUCAUAGGAAGUCGCACUGCAAUCAUCGCUAUUUUCUCGAUCGACCCCCGAGGCACCGGCGAUUCCAAAACUUUCUCCACCAUGGCACGAUUUCAGUCCUCUCCUCGCAUUCCUGUCCUUCUUAUAAUGGCCUUGGCCCUAGGCGUUAUGGGCAUAGUUCUCCCCCCCAAAAUUCCGGUGCCUGAAAGCGUUGCUGCAGCGCCCCCUUGCGGCGAGGUGGUCAUCCUGGCAGGGGGUGCGGCGGGCCCAGGGGAAAAAAGGUGCAUUGGGGCUGGAUGUCCUAUUCUUUGCAACCCACCAAUCAAGGAUUCAGGAAGCGACAAGAAGUCCGAUGGCAAGAAUUCUCAUGACAAGGACUACGAUGAAAAGGACUACGAUGAAAAGGAUUACGAUGAAAAGGAAUACGAUGACAAGGACACUGAUGACAAGGACACUGGUGACAAGGACACUGGUGACAAGGACUCGGAAGACAAGGGCUCCAGCGAGAAGGAAUCGAGUGGCAAGCAAACCGACGGCAAGCAGUCAGGGGCCAAGCAAUCGAAGAGCGAGCAAUCCACUGAUAAUGAAGAUGGCCACCAACCGAUCAGCAGGCGAUCCCUUGACAGGUUUGUCAGAAACGGGAGGCAACGGAUUACCCGGCAAAACGAUGGCGACGAAACCAACAAUGAGCAAUUCGGCGACAGCUCCCAUGGCGAUCAAGCAGACGGUGAGCUUGUGACCGACAGCGAUGAAUCAAACGACAAGCAAUCUGAUCGCAAGCAGACCAAUGGCAAGGGUUCUAAGAGCCAAACUUCCGCCGGUGAAGAGUCCAAUGGCGAGGAUUCCAAGGACAGCGACACCAAUACCAAGUCCAGCGGCAAGCAGUCGAACCGCAAACAAUCCAGCAGCAAAAAUGAUGAUGAGGAGACUGAUGAGGAUGAAUCAGAAAACAACUCCGAGAACGCGCAGUCAGAUGGCAAACAAUCCAACGGCAAGAAGUCCAAUGGCAAGCAAUCUGAUGACGAGGAUUUCAAUGAGGAGGAUUCUGAUAGCAAAUCCAAUGGCAAGAAGUCCAAUGACAAGCAAUCGAACGACGAGGAAUCCGAUGACGAGGACUCUGAUAAUCAGUCCAAAGGCAAACAAUUCAAAGGCAAGCAAUCGAACGACAAGGAAUCCAAUAAGGAUGAUUCUGAUAACAAAACCAAUGGCAAGAAGUCCAAGGGCAAGGAAUCCAACGACGAGGAAUCCAAUGAUGGAAAUUCCAAGUACUGGGAAGAACAGACCAAUGGCAAACAAUUCGGUAUCAGGCCAGAAAAUCGUUAG